UUUGACAGCAAUCUGUGUUAUUUUUCGGAAUUUUCCGCCAAACCGGACCUAGCCAACAAGUUUUGAUCGUUUUCACAUUUCUGGUAAUUGGUGUUACUCGAUUAUUUAGUAGUUUUACGCGUUUUCGCAUUUGUUAUCAGUUUUGUCUCGAUUGUUUGAAUCUUCCAAGGGUACGACCCCAAUUGUUUGAAUAAUCUUUAAAACGAUUAUAUCGUAAAAAAGUAAUAGCUGAGCCCGACAUGAAAAUUACGCAUUAGUGAUCGAAUUAUAAAAUCCAAACUCAAUCGGAACCAUGUCAAAGGAUAUUCGUUCAUUCUUCACUUCCGGGCCGAAGGUGAAGAAACCGGAAAUCCCGAAGGAAUCGGUCAAGCGCAAAGCGAUCAUCGAUAGUGACGAUGAGAGUCAGGAAACCCGUCACCAAAAACCAUCUGCUCCGGUGUCCGCGGAGAAAAGUCAUCACACCAAGAAGCGUCGGGUGAUCGAUGAUUCGGAUGAGGAGAAAAGUCCGGUCAAGGCUAAGUCAUCUUCUGGAAGUAAGAAACCGGAUUUAAGUAAGCUGAAACCCGUUAGUGCGGCCGAUGUUUUCGGUUCGGCACCGGUUAAACGGGUUGAAAUUCCCAAACCGAGUAAGAAAGCCGUUCGGGAAGAGAUUGAAAUUCACUCGGAUGAAGAGUUUGAAAAAACUUUGAGAGGGUUGGAUGAGAGUGAUAUUAUUCCGGAAACACCCCCGGUUAAAAAGGAAAAGGAAUCCUCAUCCAAAGAAAAGAAACGCGAUGAUGAUCGGAAGGUCAAGGAAAGUCCUUCGAAUAAGGGAUCUUCUAAAGAUAGCCCUUCGAAGAGCAGUAAACAUGAUGAGAAGAAAUCGAAGGAUAGCUCGUCUAAGGAAAAGAAAGACCGGGACGAUCCAAAAACAAAUGGUCAUGGAUAUGGGGACAGCAAGAAGAAAGUUCCCACUCCGGAGAAACAAAAAUUAGAUCCAUCGCCCGAAAAGCACAAAGAGAAGUCUAGCUCUUCUUCAGAAAAGCUCAAAAAGAUUCCCCCAAGUCCAUCUCCACAGCCCAAGCCGAAGGAAAAACCUAUCAAGAAAGAAUCAGUCAGUAGCGAAGAUUCCAGCACCCCGAGAUCCAAAAAGAAUGAUCUCAACGAAUCUGUCCUCACGGAUGAAGAGCGUUUCGAGCGAAAGAGAGCCUCCGCGGCACUCUACAAAAAGUUCAUGGCUCGCGCUGGUCCUGCCAAUCCGGGCAGCAAAGAAAUACCGGAAGGUAAACCAAACUGUUUGGCCGGGCUGCAGUUUAUCGUAACCGGGGUGCUCGAAUCGAUGGAACGGGACGAAUGUGCCCAAGUCAUAAAAGACCUUGGUGGCAAAGUCGUUUCAAGUGUUUCCAAAAAGCUGACCCACAUGGUCGUAGGCGAUGAUGCUGGACCAGAAGUCAUCGGCCAGCGUCACGAGGGGGAGGAUGUUGACAUCGACAACACUGGAAACGUAUCUUAA
Uranotaenia lowii is the source of this 1492-nucleotide messenger RNA. RefSeq names its product replication factor C subunit 1-like. NCBI's taxonomy places the organism in Eukaryota, Metazoa, Arthropoda, Insecta, Diptera, Culicidae. The coding region runs from base 293 to 1492 and encodes 399 amino acids. The transcript has 3 exons. The record is from RefSeq and is a predicted model, not a curated record.